Pseudozyma flocculosa PF-1 is the source of this 1164-nucleotide messenger RNA. RefSeq lists its product as uncharacterized. Gene Ontology annotation, cellular component: SAGA complex. Gene Ontology annotation, biological process: regulatory ncRNA-mediated heterochromatin formation; RITS complex assembly; regulation of transcription by RNA polymerase II. Lineage: Eukaryota; Fungi; Basidiomycota; Ustilaginomycetes; Ustilaginales; Ustilaginaceae. Bases 1 to 1164 code for a protein of 387 amino acids. The record is from RefSeq and is a predicted model, not a curated record. The transcript is spliced from 5 exons.
AUGAGCGCUCCCGCUCACCCUGGCCCCACCUGGGCACAGAUCGAGGAAGCCACAAAGUCGGAUGCUGGAUCGCCCAUGGGGACCAGCCUGGUCUCCCCGCUUUGGCACCACGAUGACACGGCCAUCACCGACUUCGGCCCCUACCCGCUCGACGACGAGGUCGACCUGGUCGCAUGCCCCGACUGUGCCAAGACGGUGCUCCGCGAGGCACUCGGCUUCCAUCAGCAAAACUGCCGGCUGGCCAGGGACAUAGCAGAGGGGCGGGCGUCGCCCAGCAUCCUCGAGGGCGACCUCAAGAAGCGCAGGCUGAUGGCAGACGACAAUGACUCGGCCAUGGAUGUGGACGUCGAGCGGCCGACCAAGAAGACGAAAAAGGCAGAGGCAGAAGCUCGUCGACAGGCCAGGCUCGAGCUCAAGGAGCUCAAGCGCAAAAAGGAAAAGAAGAAGGGCGGCCGCAAGAAUAAAGGCCCGGUCGACGUCGACAAGCAGUGCGGCGUCAUCAACGACAAGGGGCUUCCCUGCUCGCGCUCGCUUACCUGCAAGUCGCACAGCAUGGGCGCCAAGCGAGCCGUCGAGGGCCGAUCCGCGCCCUACGACCAGCUCCUGUUCGAGUGGCAGGUGGCGACCAACCCGAGCUUCGCCGCCAAGCAAGAGGAAAAGGAAAAGGCGCUGGCCGCCAAGGCCGCCGCCGCCGCCGCACCCCCCAAGGAAAAGAAGAAGAAGGCCAGCUCCAAGGCCGACAAGGAUGGAGCCGGUGCAGGAGGCGGCGGCGGCGGCAAAAAGUCGGGCGGCCGCGCCGCAGAGGGCAAGGACGCGCACGGUGCGACGCACGCCGUCAAGCUCAUCGAGGACGACGACAUGGACAUGCACGACAUUGGCGCCGACGAGGCGCAGGUGGACCAGGAGCUGUUCGACAUCAUCGGCGCCAUUGCCACGGCGGCGACAAAGGACCGCACCACGCCGCUGCCCCUCGCGACGCGCACCUUUGCCGGGUGCUACACGUCGCGGGCCAAGAGGAUGCGCAACCUGCGCGGCCUGCUGCGCGAGGGUCUGGCCGGCGGCGGCCCACCGGGCCUCUCGGCCAUGGGCGGCGCCAUCAACGGGCGCGCCUGGGCGACCUCUGGCGGCGGCGCUGCAAAGAAGAGCCUCGCCUCGGCAGCCUAG